Messenger RNA from Coccidioides immitis RS, 567 nucleotides. RefSeq lists its product as uncharacterized. Bases 1 to 567 code for a protein of 188 amino acids. The transcript is spliced from 3 exons. NCBI's taxonomy places the organism in Eukaryota, Fungi, Ascomycota, Eurotiomycetes, Onygenales, Onygenaceae. The record is from RefSeq and is a predicted model, not a curated record.
AUGGAAGUGGGAUGGUUUGUCAGCGUGGAUGAGCGCCCGGCUGGUGAGGAAUAUCGAGCGCAGAACCACUCGGGUAGUCUGAAACUUGGUUCGCAUAACACUCACACCUUGAGAGAUCCGGACAACAGUGAACGCGACCGCCAGGCCAACCAACCACAGGAGCGUCCUGGAAGGGGAGGGAACAGAGCUGAGCCAAGCCUCGCGUUUGCACGGGAGAGCAUUUCCCACGCAGACAGGUGUUUAUCGCUCUCUGCUGGUGGACGUGAUAAACAUGUUCGUUGGUGUUGGGGUUUUGGGGGAGUUCAGGAGCGUUUGCGUCCGCAGGAUGGGUCUGAAGCAUCACCGGGUCAUUCUUGCGGCCUGGAAACACACGAUGUAGCUCGGCAGUCUCCAAGGCAGCAUCAUCCAGCUCGAGACUGCAUCCGUUGCCCGCUGCUGGUUGUGGUCGUUCGUUCGUUGCGAUUGGCCCGUAAUGUUUCCGCCCCCUUGAGCUGGGUUCUAUAUCGAAGGUCCCUCCCCUCCCUCACGGAGUCCUCCGGAGGUACUUCGAACAAUCCAACGCCGUAA